This is a messenger RNA of Ostreobium quekettii, 846 nucleotides long. The record is from the annotation of a GenBank genome assembly. NCBI's taxonomy places the organism in Eukaryota, Viridiplantae, Chlorophyta, Ulvophyceae, Bryopsidales, Ostreobiaceae.
AUGAAUGUGGACCGGCGGUCAGUACUACCAGCAGCAUGCCAAGGUGGUGACUUGCAGGAAACCUCGUGCCGGCCUAAGCCUCCCUCCUUCGCGUUCUCUGACGCGUUUUCGGAACGAUUGUGGAAGUCGAUGCGACUGAGCCCCAAGACCCUGGCGUGCGAAAAGGACUUCUAUCUCAAGGCGCUUCGUGUUCCCGAAAAAGCCAGGGUUGUGUGGAAGUGCGUGCCGCCGCAAGGCUGCGUCGGGAGAACAGGAAAGAACGGCAAGGCAAAGGGCAAGGCCAAGCUGCAGGAACCUCUUGGAUCCCUUGAAUCUGUUGGAGGCAACCUUGCUGUCAGCAAAGCAAAGCCUAUGGAGCCGAGCCGCAAACGUAAAGUUCUGAGUUGCACAUCAGAGAAGGGGGCUGCAGGAAGACUGGUCUCCAGGCAGAGUGCAGCUUCAAACACCCAGCAAGUGGCAAGGGAAGCCUGUGGCCCAGAGUCCUCAGCAAACCACCACCACCCCAAGAUAAAGAGACCGACCCCUCUUGAGGAGACAUCGAAUCAGAGCAACUCCUGCCACAAGAUCAUGAGCAACAACAGUGGGGGCACUGUGGAACAUGCAUCCAGCAGAUCGGACUGGAAGAGCUCGGGUGGGAGUAUGAACAACUUGAGCACACAUGGAAGUGUUGCAGUGUCACAAAAUAGGAGCAUAUGCUUUGUGGAAGGAAACAGUGGCAAAACAUUAGAGGAGAAGGGGAUCCAGUCCAGGAGAAGCAGCUUAGAAGACCUAAGCAAGGCUGCUCAAGACGGUGAUCGUAGUGAGACCAUGACCCAGCAAUUCCAUACGAAGUUGCAGCGGCUGAUU